Messenger RNA from Trichoderma citrinoviride, 984 nucleotides. Its product is annotated as alpha/beta-hydrolase. Bases 1 to 984 code for a protein of 327 amino acids. Lineage: Eukaryota; Fungi; Ascomycota; Sordariomycetes; Hypocreales; Hypocreaceae. The transcript has a single exon. The record is from RefSeq and is a predicted model, not a curated record.
AUGCCUGGUCCACUGAUCGUUCUCCCUCGACCUGGAGCUUUAGCUUCGGAAACACCACGCAUAAUAUCCGCACCAUCUGAAAGAGCCUUUGUCACAGCCUUUGGGCAGCUGUUGCCUCAAGCAUCUUUUUUGCAGACAAAGAACGGCAGGAUUGCGUUCUAUGCGCUUCCAACGUCACCUAUCACUGCCGAACAAGCCACAAACCCCGUUACUCGCGUACUCUUCGUCCACGGCAUCCAGACGUGCGCAAUUGGCCUGCAACCGUUGGCAAGCACACUCUCCGCGCGUUUUCCGAGUGCCAAAUGCGUACUCGUUGACCUAUGGGGUCACGGGCUCACAGACACGCCAUUCGUCCCACACGAUGCGGCCCUCGCUCACGACCUGCUUGAGUCUGUCAUGGUGCACAUUGGCUGGGAGGACGCCCACUUUGUUGGCUUCUCCCUUGGAGGGUCGCUGACCGCGAGUUUUGCCGCUGCCAGACCAGAGCGUGUGGCAUCCCUAACUCUGGUUGCGCCCGCUGGCUUCGUUCGACAGGGGCAAUUUGACGAAGUGCAGAGAAGCUACUUGCGAGGUGGCGAAGGCUUAGAAGUGCAGGCUAAGGCGUGGAUUCUGGAUUUUCUGGAGGGAGGAGACUUGGUUGUGCCGCCGGAUUGGAAAGAAAGGGUCGAAAGAGGCGAGGUAGUAGCUGAGGCAGUUCGUCAGUGGCAAAUGGAGCACCAUGAAGGCCACGUUGCGAGCGUAGUAGCCCUGUUCAGAGAUGCUGGUGUGUUGGACAAUGAUGAAGAAUUCGCCAAGGCGACGAAAACGGGCAUUAAGAAUCUUUGCAUCCUUGGACAGCUGGACGGCAUAGUCAACGAGCAUGAUUUGCACAGCAUCGGCAUGCAGAAUACUGUGUUAGUUCCACAGGCAGGGCAUGCCGUUGUUAGAGAAAAGGUGCCAGAGGUUGCCGGACUGAUCGAAGAUUUCUGGAAGAAGUUGGAGUAA